Drosophila rhopaloa is the source of this 638-nucleotide messenger RNA. RefSeq lists its product as uncharacterized. Lineage: Eukaryota; Metazoa; Arthropoda; Insecta; Diptera; Drosophilidae. The transcript is spliced from 2 exons. The coding region runs from base 83 to 271 and encodes 62 amino acids. The record is from RefSeq and is a predicted model, not a curated record.
UCGCGUUUCCAGUCACACAAAAAACACUUUCGUUUCAAUAGGAAAACAAAUUGAAAUAGAAUAAAUUUCAGGCACCUUCAGAAUGGCGGACAUGGAGGAAUAUGGUCGUCCCUCGAAAUCAAUUGUCGAUAUAUUCGACGAGCUAGAACGCACCAAUGCGACACGCGUGCCACAAGUCCUGCAGCAGUUGGAGAACGUCCUGGAGCCGGAGGACGAAAUGCUGCUGGCUGAAGGCAGUCGGCGGGGAAAAAAACCCAUUUUCGACUACUAGGACCCCACCAAAUUUUCACGUCACAAACCUAACGGGCGACACCUGCCAAGGUGUUGGCCUGGCAAUUAAUGACUGGCUGAACUUUCCACAUUCACGUGCUCGAGCUGAGCAAACAAAGCCAUCCAGAAGAGCUGAAGGCGUCAACAGCUACACGCAAGCCAAGGGCUGAACUCUAAAAUAUACAAACAAAUUGUGACAAAGUUGCGGAAAUUUAAUUAAAAUCAAAUACAGCCAACUGAGCAAAAGGGGUAACGAAUUGGCAGUCAGGUGUGACCCGAUAGUUUCUAACACGCUCGCAACUUCGUCUGAAUGUCGCUAGUUUUCCGCGUCGUUUAAUAAACAAAAUGUAAACAAAGUUUAACAGCAA